Colletotrichum acutatum is the source of this 1597-nucleotide messenger RNA. RefSeq names its product pre-rRNA-processing protein IPI1. The transcript is spliced from 2 exons. The record is from RefSeq and is a predicted model, not a curated record. Lineage: Eukaryota; Fungi; Ascomycota; Sordariomycetes; Glomerellales; Glomerellaceae. Bases 129 to 1148 code for a protein of 339 amino acids. Gene Ontology annotation, biological process: rRNA processing. Gene Ontology annotation, cellular component: nucleus.
GUGAAAAGUGACCAAGAGUUCAUUGCUCGACACUCGGAAAAUACUACGAAAAUACAGCCUCUUAAUCAUAAGAAUUGCGAAUAAACUAUCGUCAGCUCUAAAAAAGAAUAUUCGAUAAAUAAGACAUCAUGGGUUCAAGCACGAGAAAGAAGAAGGAAAAGGCCAAGGACUUUGCGAAACCAAAGUUCAAGGUGGGAAAGGCCAAGGCCAAGCCUACCAACUUCACAGACACCAGUUUCAAGGCAAAGUCUAUCGCCAUGGGCCACCAGAAGCUAUCAACUGAAGCCCCUGACAACGCCACCCAAUUCAAGCACAACCUCUCAUUAGCCUCUACAUCAAGAGCAGACAAGCAGCGCAAAGAAUCUCUGGCCCACCUGACGAGCCAGGUGCUGGCAGACAACAACCCCGUCGGAACCGCAACAGUGCUGAGCAAGCUUCUGCCCCUGAUCUCAGACGCCUCAGGUCCUGUUCGCAGCCAGCUGCUAAAGCUGUUCCGAGCCCUGCCUGAGGCGGAGGUCAAACAUCACGCCGAAAAGUGCAUCAUGUAUACCCGUGCAGGAAUGACCCACCUUUCUGCCGACAUCAGCAACGACUCGCUAUCCGUUCUCGAGUGGCUUCUGGAUGUCGCAGAAGACGAGACCGUCAGCUGCCCGGGCGGUUGGGUAAAGACCCUCAACAGCUUCUGCGCGCUAAUGGGCUGGACCGUGAAGACGAGCUCGGGUUGGUCAACCGCGCCCAAGACAGGCCUCCGCACAAAGGACGCACAGUCUCACGCGAGGCAGGUCGCCGUGCUGGCUAGGUUUCUGCGGGCGGGACUCAAGCCUGAGAUUGCGGGGCCGAGUAACCCCAACGCCUAUGCGGACAAUAUGUACCGGGUGCCCCGGACGCCGAACCCUUUUGCGUACCUGAACCUCUUUGGGACUCGCCGGGACGAGGAAGCUGAGAUGUAUAAUGACCGCGAGUCACGGCAACGGGUAUUCCACAGGAGAUUCAUGGAUUCGUUCCAGCGAGGCGUGGAGCAGUCUAAGAAGGAGGGCGGCACCAUCGGUCGAUCGGCCGUUGCAUUGGAUCAGGCCUUGACCGAAGGUCUAAGCGGGUACGAGGCGACGUCUGCUGUUGAGCCUCAAGAUCUCCUUGAUCUGUGGUGAAGGAUUUGGCCCCACAAAUUUACAAUCGUCUACAAUCUUUGCCGGUCUCAGCAACCUGUCCCACAAGAUUGCCUGCUCACAUCAGCCUCCCCCGCAGUAUUGGAGGUUCCAGUCACUGCCGCUGAACCUGAGUGCUCGAGUACCUGCGUCCUGCCUCUCGGAGCAAAGUAAAGCGCCGGAAGGUUUUUUCCGAGAUAGAAAGAUUCCGGACUUCAUCGCGAGAAGACUAGACGUUUGCUUUAUUGGAAUUGGCGGACGGAACGAAGUGCUAUUUAAGCCGCUAAGUAAGUUCUAAGAGCGUCGUCAUCCGCUACCUCAUAUCCUGUAGCAUCCAUAGAUGGAUACGUUAAUGAUACCCAUCUCACCUCGGUGAGACCCCUGUUGUCUAAAAAAUGCAAGAGACUGAGGGACAUCUCUCAGGUGAAUGAAUGUCCUUUGGAAUCAUAUAG